Artibeus jamaicensis (Jamaican fruit-eating bat) is the source of this 951-nucleotide messenger RNA. It is a transcript of the gene CCDC42, whose product is annotated as coiled-coil domain containing 42. The record is from RefSeq and is a predicted model, not a curated record. Gene Ontology annotation, biological process: spermatid development. The transcript has 7 exons. The coding region runs from base 1 to 951 and encodes 316 amino acids. NCBI's taxonomy places the organism in Eukaryota, Metazoa, Chordata, Mammalia, Chiroptera, Phyllostomidae.
AUGAGUCUAGGCAUCAUGGAGGAGGAAGAUCUGGCCGAGUACUUCCGGCUGCAGUAUGGAGAGCGGCUGCUGCAACUGCUUCAGAAGUUUCCCCACAUUGAGGAGCAAUCAGAAUCCCCAUCUAUCCAGCUACUGGAGAAGAAGAAGGAGGCCAAGAUCAUGCACCAUGCCAUGUUGCAGAAGAAGGAGGCAUUUCAGCACAGAAUGGAAACUCUGAACCUACGCUGGGAGGAACUGGGCAUCAAGGAAGCCCAGUUGAAGGCCCACAUGCAGAAGUUCGAACAGUUCAUCCAGGAGAAUGACCAGAAACGGAUCCGUGCCCUGAAGAAAGCUACUAAGGAGAGAGAACUUAAGAGGCAGCGCAUGCGCGAGCUGGCCAAGGCCAAGCAGGAGAUGGCGGCCCUGCGGCUACAGCACCAGCGGCUGAACAGCAAGCUACAGGACUACUCCAUCUUCAACAAGUACCUGGAGAAGGUGGUGGAGAACUCAGAGUUCGAAGAGAUCCACGAGGUGAUGGCGCGCUACAAGACGCUGGUGAGCAUGCACGAUGACCUCAUGCAGUCGGCGCAGGAGGGCCAGGAAAAGAUCGAGCGUGCCAAGGCACGGCUGGCACGCUACAUGGAGGAGAAGGACGAUGAGAUCCUGCAGCACAACAAUGAGCUGGCACGCUUGCAGAUGCGCUUCGACCGCGCCCGCAGUGAUGUCAUUGUCUGGGAAUCUCGCUGGGCACAUAUCCAGAACACCGCAGCCAAGAAGACCCUCUUGCUUGGCACCAUUAAGAUGGCAACACUGAACCUCUUCCAGACUGUGAGCAAGCAGCUGAAGGAAGCAUCCUUUGUAUCCCUGGAGGAUACGCACAAACAGCUGGACAUGAUCCAACAGUUUAUCCAGGACCUGUCGGACAUCUGGGCAGAGGUAAAGAAGAAGGAGCAACAGCAGAUCCGGGUGUAA